Ostreobium quekettii is the source of this 393-nucleotide messenger RNA. The record is from the annotation of a GenBank genome assembly. NCBI's taxonomy places the organism in Eukaryota, Viridiplantae, Chlorophyta, Ulvophyceae, Bryopsidales, Ostreobiaceae.
AUGUUUGACGAUGCGGACGGUGCGAAUGGGUCCACGCUGCCGGACUGGUGUCUGGGGUGGUGGGACGUACAUGUCGUUGCCGCCUUCCAGGAGCGAAGGAGGAGGCAGAAUUUCUGCGACAAGAUCGAAAGAGGCAUCCAAAAUGGACAGCAGGUGGAGCUGUGCUGCACUGGUGCCAGCGGGCUUGCUGUUUCCAGCUACUACCAGGUGAAUGCUGAAGCCAAAUUCAGACCAGCGUCCAAGGACGAAAAUUGCAUUGUCUCGCUUUCCUAUGCAUCGGAAUCGGCAGAUGCUGAAGACCUGGUGGCUGUGAGCUUUGGUGUGUCAGAGGUUGCCAAGUCAGCCAGUACAAAGGUGUUCAUGCAAGGUCCAGUCGCUCUGACGAGUAGAUGA